CUAUUGAUCAAGUCAAGAUCAUAUGAAUUUGAUAUAGUUCUUUAUUGUUUGUAUGUCUCACUAGAAGGAUCACUUACGGCAAGCAUCACUGGUAAUAUCUUGGAAAAGUUCAUGUUUCUGUUUUGUGUAGUGUUAGCAUCAAUCUUUCACAAAAUGAUCUUUAAUGGAUGUAAUUUAUAACACCUGUCGCAUUAUACAUUUUCCAUCAGUCUUUCAGGUUGAUGGAAAACUACACCUACAACAGCUUGACGCUCCAGCUGGAGGGGUUAAAUGUCUCCAAGGAUUCCCUCUACCCUGCCUUUUUCUUCUUCCUUUUCUCCUACCUCUUUAUUAUGAUUGCAAAUUUAGGUAUUGCUUUUAUGGUUUUCAUUGACGAGAACCUUCACCAGCCUAUGUACCUACUUUUUUGCAACCUUCCUUUUAAUGACAUCAUUGGAAACUCUAUCAUGGUGCCUCGUGUGCUGAUGGACAUGUUGCGGCCGCCUUCUGAGCGCCUCAUCAGUUAUUCUGAGUGUGUUGUGCAAGCUUUCACCACACACAUGUUUGGUACCACAUCCCACACAGUGCUUAUGAUCAUGGCCUUUGAUAGAUACGUGGCCAUCUGUAAUCCUCUGCACUAUACAACAAUAAUGAGCAACAGAAUGGUGAUGAAGCUGACAGUUUCUGCCUGGGGGGUGGCUUUUGCAUUGGUUGCGAUUCUUCUCGGUCUGACCAUGCGUCUGAACCGCUGCAGGUCUGUGAUCAUGAAUCCUUACUGUGAUAAUGCCUCCUUGUUUAAACUAUCCUGUGAAAGUGUUUUUAUUAAUAAUGUAUAUGGCCUCACUUUCACUGUGGUCUUGUUCACCUCCUCUAUAGGAAGCAUUGUUCUCACUUACACAAAGAUCACAGUAGUUUGUCUGAUGAGUAAGAACAAGUCUUUGAACAGUAAAGCCUUAAAGACCUGCAGCACUCACCUCUUUGUGUAUCUCAUCAUGAUGUUUAGUGGAUGCCUUGUAAUCUUUCUGCAUCGCUACCCUCAGUACUCAGACUACAGAAAAUUGUCAAGCAUUUUAUUUCAUAUCAUCCCUGGAAGCCUCAAUCCCAUUAUAUACGGCGUACAGUCCAAAGAGAUUCGGAAAUUUUUGUUAAAGUUCUUUCGGCACAAGAAAGUUGUGGCAUCAUGACAGAGACUAUUUAAAAAAAAGUUUUCUACUAUUUUCAUUGAUCUAGUGCUUGUCCUUUUAUACAUAAGAGUAAAGCUGAUAACAGGCUUUCUUUGUGUUACAGCUUGAUAAUAACAAAGUCAUAAGUGUACUGUGGUAAUAUCAUGAAGUGGCUGUCUGUAACUGUCUAUAUACAGACAAAUACCCUUUUUGUUUUCCAUCAAUAAUUAAAAUAAU
Labrus mixtus (cuckoo wrasse) is the source of this 1379-nucleotide messenger RNA. Its product is annotated as olfactory receptor 8G17-like. The transcript has a single exon. The record is from RefSeq and is a predicted model, not a curated record. Gene Ontology annotation, biological process: G protein-coupled receptor signaling pathway. Gene Ontology annotation, molecular function: olfactory receptor activity. NCBI's taxonomy places the organism in Eukaryota, Metazoa, Chordata, Actinopteri, Labriformes, Labridae. Gene Ontology annotation, cellular component: membrane. Bases 222 to 1163 code for a protein of 313 amino acids.